Messenger RNA from Cryptococcus wingfieldii CBS 7118, 1617 nucleotides. RefSeq names its product sugar transporter. Gene Ontology annotation, molecular function: carbohydrate:proton symporter activity. Gene Ontology annotation, cellular component: membrane. The transcript is spliced from 8 exons. Gene Ontology annotation, biological process: carbohydrate transport; transmembrane transport. NCBI's taxonomy places the organism in Eukaryota, Fungi, Basidiomycota, Tremellomycetes, Tremellales, Cryptococcaceae. The record is from RefSeq and is a predicted model, not a curated record. Bases 1 to 1617 code for a protein of 538 amino acids.
AUGUCCACCGCUUUUACAGACGUAGACUCCAAAGCCGACAUCACCUCCGCUAUCCACCCCGUCACAUCCUCCUCCUCUUCCACUCACAAGGACAAAGCAACUUCUCUCGUUGUCGAGACCGAGAAUGCAACAUUCUACGAGAGCGUCAGCGCAGCGCCUCUUGACCCCUGGUCCAAGACGAGCUUCAAGUUGUACGGGAUCUUGCUUGUGGCGGCUCUGAAUGCGACCUCUUCUGGAUUCGAUGGGUCCAUCUUCAGCUCUAUCAAUGCCAUGACGCAGUACAGAGAGUACUUUCACCAUACCGAGCUCGGCAGUUCGACAGGCAUCAUCUUUAUGAUAUACACCAUAGGCAACAUGGUUGGCUCGCUCUUUACUGGACCCAUCUGUGACCAUCUCGGUCGUCGCGCUGGUAUGGCUACCGGUGCUGUCAUCAUCAUGGCCGCUGCAGCCAUCCUCACCGCUGCUAAAAACGACUCUUACCUUCUCGGUGGUCGAUUCUUACUCGGCUUUGGGAUCUCGAUCGGUACAAGUUCGGCACCAACCUAUGCCCUCGAGCUGGCACCACCGCAGUGGCGAGCGAGGAUUGUUGGAUUCUACAACACUUUCUUCUAUACCGGCUCCAUCCUAUCUACCGGUGUCGCCUACGCGUCCAACAAAGCCUCCGGCCAGCUCGCCUUCCGCCUUCCACUCGGACUCCAGCUCCUCCCACCCUUCUUCAUUCUCAUCGGCCUCCCCUUCAUUCCCGAGUCACCCCGCUGGCUCACCGCCCGUGGCAAGAAAGAGAAAGCCGAAGAGAUUCUCGCGAAAUACCACGGAGGAGGGGACGUCAACCACCCAGUGGUACAGAUGGAGUUGAGAGAGUUUGAAGAGGGGAUUGAAGUCAGGAAGGCGCAGAGUUGGUGGAACUACUACGAUCUCGUGGAUAGCCACAAUCAGCGAUGGAGAUUCUUCAUGAUGGCUUGCAUGUCCUUCUUUGCCCAACUGUCCGGCAAUUCCGUCUUGACCUACUACCUCCCCUCCAUGUACACCAAACUCGGUAUCACUUCCGUCGACCGCCGUCUCCUCCUCACCUUCGCAAACUCUAUCGUCUCCUGCGCCGGCGCUGUUGCUGGAUCUGCCACCAACGACAUGAUUGGCCGACGUACCAAGCUCUGGGUUGGGUCUAUCGCUUUGGCAGCCAUGUUUGCUGGUGUAACGGGCUUCUCGAGUCAGUUUGAUGGUGGAAAAGAGGUCUCGCAAGCGUUGAGUAAUGGGGGUGUAACGUUCAUCUUCUUGUUUGGUUGUGUCUAUAGCUUUGUUUAUACACCAUUAACGGCUACAUACUGCGCUGAAGUCCUCGCCAACCACACCAGAGCCAAAGGCAUGGGUAUCCAUGUAAUCAUGUCCAACUGCGCCAACCUCUACAACACCUACGUCACCGCCGUCGCACUCGAAGCCAUCGGCUGGAAAUACUAUCUGGUCUUUGUCGGGCUCAACCUCGUCUACGCCGUUAUCUGGUACUUUUUCGGCGUCGAGACAAGAGGGCGGACGCUGGAAGAGCUCAAUACGGUCUUUGAAGCCAAGUGGCCCCCGAAGGAGGCUUUGCAAAAGGCAAAGGUGGUGGUUUCGGAACGUUGA